CAAAUGUCAAUAAUUUGGAGGGAAACAAGAAGAUCUAAUAAAUGUUAUUUAUCUCAAGAAAUAUGGCCUAAAGUAUGAUGACAAUAUAAUUUAUGUGUGCUGUGUGCAAACUGACUUGUGUCUUAAUAAAAUUAAAAGUUUUAAAUGGGUAUUACGGGGCUUUUGCCUUUUUUGGCAGAGGCGACAGAAAAUACACAUAUUUCAAAAUUUCGUGGUGGAACAGUGGCUGUUGAUACCUAUUGUUGGCUUCAUAAGGGGGCCAAUGCAUGUGCAGAACAAUUAGCUAGAGGAGAUGACACUGAUGUAUAUGUAAACUAUUGCUUGAAGUACGUUAAAAUGCUUUUAAGCUAUGACAUACACGUUAUCAUGGUUUUUGAUGGUAAAAAUCUACCAGCGAAGGCUGAAACAGAGGUUAAAAGAAGGGAGCAACGUCAAAAAGCCAAACAAAGAGCAAUCGAACUGAUGAGACUUGGUAAAACUGAAGAGGCAAGAAAUGUGUUGAAACAAGCCAUUGAUAUAACCCCACAAAUGGCUCACAAGUUAAUUGAAGCAUGCCGUAAAUUAAAUGUAGACUGCAUUGUUGCCCCUUACGAAUCAGAUGCUCAAUUGGCAUUCUUCAGUAUUAACGAUAUAGCUGACUGUAUUAUAACCGAGGAUUCAGAUUUAAUUCUGUUUGGUUGCAAGAAAGUUAUGUAUAAAAUGGACCUUACUGGUGCAGGGCAGCUGGUUUCCGCCCAUAAAAUUAACACUGCCAUGAAGUUGAGACCUGAUGUUUAUAGUUUCGAUAAAUUUCGCUUUAUGUGUAUUCUAUCAGGCUGUGAUUACCUAAGUUCCUUGCAUGGAAUCGGGCUCAAAAAAGCCCUGAAAUUCUUUACAUUGACUGCUGAAAGUGACCCACUUAAGUUUUUAGAUAGAGUCCCUAGAUAUUUAAACAUGAGGCACUUGGAAGUAACUGAAGAGUACAAAGAAAGCUUUAUGAUUGCCUGUGCUACAUUUAGGCACCAGACAGUGUUUGACCCAUUUAAAAAGGUUCUGGUUUCUUUGACGGACCCAGCAGAUGCUGGUACAGAUCCAAAACAUUGCAAAAAUGCUGGGGAAAAAUAUGACAAUAAAAGAGCUCUAAAAGUGGCCCUGGGCAAUAUGCACCCAUCAAAAGAUGAAGUCUAUGGAAAUUGGUAUCCUCCAGAAAGUUUAAUGCCUUCAAGAAGUAUUUGGUCAAAUAUGUAUCGCAAAAAAGUUGAGAAAAUUGAUGGUAAACCGAAAGAAGUGGCGCAAUUUUCAGGGCUCAAAACUUAUAAACAGAAAGCCGAAAUAGUUUCAACAUCUUUGAACGACAAUUUGCAAGAUGAUGAUGAUCUUAUUUCCACUUACAGAAAAAAGGAUCUAAUUGCUAAAAAAGCAGAAUCGCCAGAAAAGGAGAACAUUGUAAAAGAGAAAUGUGAAGCAAAGGAUACGAAAAAAAAUCCAUUUGUCAAGUUGAGCAAGUUUAACAAAUCCACAGAAGCUCCAAGUGAGAAUGUUUUAACAAAAAGCCGAUAUUUUUACACUCCUGAAGCAGGGGAAAGCAAUUCUCAAAAAACUCCAGAUUCUCAAAAUACUCAAGAUUCCCAAAAAACUCAAGACUCUCAAUCAAGCAUUACUUCAAAAAUCUCACAUUUGGACAUUGAAGCGUCAUCUUCAAAAAAAAGGACUCUUGAAGACAAUACAAACACUAAUCUUGAUGUCAGUAUUGAUUUAACUGACAAAUCUGAUGAAGAAAAUCUCCCAGCACCAAAACAAGAAAAGAAAAAAAUCAAAUAUGGUCCUUGUAGAAGUGUUGGGCUAAAAAAACAAAAAUCUCUCAACUUCUUUUUUAAUAAAAUGACAAAGAAUGAUAAGUAAUAAAUAGUUCACUUUAAGUACUGUGAUAUCUUUGGUUUUCCAUUUUUG
Molecule: messenger RNA, 1929 nt
Organism: Brassicogethes aeneus
Lineage: Eukaryota; Metazoa; Arthropoda; Insecta; Coleoptera; Nitidulidae
Source: the annotation of a GenBank genome assembly